Molecule: messenger RNA, 1668 nt
Organism: Zymoseptoria tritici IPO323
Lineage: Eukaryota; Fungi; Ascomycota; Dothideomycetes; Mycosphaerellales; Mycosphaerellaceae
Exons: 4
Cellular component (GO): mitochondrion
Molecular function (GO): D-arabinono-1,4-lactone oxidase activity; FAD binding
Source: RefSeq, a predicted model, not a curated record
GACAUCUUGAAGUGCUACAGUAAUGUGCCCUUUGCAAACUGGGGCCAGACGGUCAAGAACAAGCCCAAGUUCACUUUCCUUCCCUCAACAGUGCGAGGCGUGCAGAACAUCGUUCUUUAUGCCAUUGAGAAAGGUUAUCGCGUGCGAUGUGCUGGAUAUCGGCACAGCUGGAGCUCGAUCUUUUCCGAGGAUAACCAAGUAUUCAUCUCGUUUGUGAAUCUGCAUACGGUCAACACGCUUCCUGAUCCCAUGUCGGUCGUCCCGACAGAGGAGAGUCAAGCUCUGCCAGAACUGAAGACGAUAGAACUGAGGGAGGAGACUGUCCCAGGCAAGAAGCGACUCUGUCGAGUUGGCGUUGCUGUUACUAAUGAAGAAUUUCGGCGUUGGAGCGUUGCAGGCAAGGCUUGGUCGUUUCCGGCAGAUGUCAUUCUCGUCGAGGUCACAAUCGGUGGCGUUAAUGGCCCUAUCUGCCACGGUGCCGGAUUGUCUCACAAAACGUUGUCAGAUUAUGUCCGACGAAUUGAAUACAUCGAUUGCAACGGGAAGUUCCAAAUGGUGGACGAUCCAAAAAUGCUCACGGCUGCGGCUGGAGCAUUUGGGCUCCUUGGCGUUGUAACGCACAUCACGUUCGAACUUGACGCGAUGACAUACGCAAUCAUGAAACCGCUGAAGGAGGACGUUGGGCUCGGUGUACCACCGCUGGAGAAGAGCGACAUUCCUGUCGCUCUCCGCAGUGAUUGGUAUGAUGCGCCGGAUGCCGCUGAGCGUAUUUCGACUGCGACUGCGGAGUUCAAGCGACGUGCUGCAGACGACUAUUACAGCGAAUGGUUCUGGUUCCCAUAUCAGCGCAAAGUGUGGACGAACACGUUCAACACAACGAGCGACUCAGCCGGGGUACUGGACUAUCCUGACGACGCCAACGUAUUUCUGCAGUGGGUACAAGGCUGGCUUGGAGGCGUCAUCACCGGCGUUCCCUUCUUCAAUGCCAUUCCGGGAUACUGGCAAGCCCAGCUCCUCGCGUCGCUGGCCAUGGCCGCUCUACCACCAACGGUAGGAGAGAGUAAGACUCCAACAUUCAAGACACUCCUACCGAAUGGGCUUCAUUUCCGCCGCGGCGUCCAGAAUAUGCGUGUCCGCGAUCUUGAGCUGCAGAUUCCCUUGCCGCCUCGUAAGGACGACGCAUCCAAGCCAGACUUCGGCAUCGUCCAACGUGCCUGGUGGGACGUUAUCAAACUUGUUUACGAAGGCACGGAAGCCGGCAAGGACCCUUCCUCUGCGAUGCGAGUGGCGCUGGAGAUGCGCAUCAUGGGUGGCAGCGACAUAAUCAUGGCGCCUCAAUAUGGAAACGAUCUCGGCACACUGUCGAUCGAAGUGCUCACUCUCCCCGAUGCAGUAUCGGAUCAGGAGUGGCAAGGUUUCACGCAGAGAGUCGUUGAUCUUUGGACGAGUUACGGCGGAAAUGUGCGGCCGCACUGGGCGAAAGAGUGGGAGCAAUGCUCGUGGAAGGGCAUGGAGGCCAGGAAGUACAUGAAGGAGGUGGCGUUCAAGGAUCAGAUUCCGGACUUCCGUGCUACGCUAGCCGAUAUUGGGCAGAAGCAGGGAUGGACGUUGGAGCAAUUAAAGGGCAGGUACUCGAAUGAGAUGUGGGAUAAGAUUGUAUUCGAGUAG